This is a messenger RNA of Bradysia coprophila, 4080 nucleotides long. Its product is annotated as protein Skeletor, isoforms B/C. Lineage: Eukaryota; Metazoa; Arthropoda; Insecta; Diptera; Sciaridae. The record is from RefSeq and is a predicted model, not a curated record.
UUAUCAGUCCUAGACCGAAUUCCCUGACGACUGCAUGGAUUUUACAACACUUCGGUUAAAUGUUGCAGUUUUGACUAAAUAUCCAUAACAGUUUUUGGAUUUAUAUGAUCAAAAUGUGCUUUUCAGUUUGAUUUUAUGAUUGUUUACGUAAUGUAUUAUUGUUGAAAGACCUGUAGAUUUUCAGUGCAAAGUGGAGUGAAAGUUUUUUUUCUUUCGCUUAUUGUUUCGAAAACAUUUUAUUAUUUUCAUUGUCUACAUUAUCAUGAGUCUAUUUACUGGGUUAUUUGUGUAUAUUAACUCGGUUUCCGUUAAUUAGAUUUGUACACAAAGAGAAAAUUGUGUUUUUAUUAGAAAUUAUUAGAACCUGUGAUAUUUAGGUAAAGAAAGAAACAACUCAAUUAUAAAAGUCUUCUGUGAAACCCAUAAAAAAAUAUAAAAAAUAAAAUUUGUAAUUAAAAAAAGUGUAAGAAUUAUCAAUUAAACAAACAAAACAAAAAACGAUCGAUUUUGGAUUACGCGUAUUGCAUCAAGAAAUGAGGAUUUUCGAUUUUUAACCGAUACCAAAAUGCCCGCACCGUUACUAUCACCGUCGCCACGGAAUCACGGACAAAAUGGCAGCGUCAGGGAAAUUUACUAUAUGGGUCUCAUCAUUUCAGCGGUUAUGCUUUGCAUCAACGGAAAAGCUCCAGUAGAACCAUAUUAUGGACGUUACAUUGGACCUCUAAAACAAUUUGGACACGGAAUCAAAGGUGACUUGUAUGCCGUAGACGAGUCGACCAUAUUUUUGAAAGGAUUUUCGUAUGAUGGUACCGGCCCCGAUGCAUUUUUCUGGGUCGGAAAAACGCCACGACCAAGUCCUGAAGGUUACAUCAUACCAUAUCCAGAGGAAUAUAACGGAAGAAAUCCACCAAUUCUUCAGGCAUACCACAAUGCUGACAUUAUAUUACGGCUUCCAAUGGGUAAACGAAUUAGAGACAUUAGGUGGCUAUCGGUGUGGUGUAGACGCUUCACGGUCGAUUUUGGAGAAGUUUUCAUACCAGCUGCAUUAGAUGUACCAAAACCACGGGUUUUACCCGAAUUUAAACGCUUAGCUCAUGGCUUACGUUCCAGCAAUAUUAGUGUUUUGGAUGCAAAGACAUUUUACAUUCCAAAUUUACAUUACGAUGGCACUGGACCUGAUGCAUUUUUUUGGGUCGGCAACGGCUCCGAGCCAGACCUAUUGGGUAUAAAGGUUCCCAACGAACUGGGUUCAAUUGAACCACUACGAGCUUAUCAAGGUGAAGAUAUAGAAAUACAGUUGCCUGGAAGUUUGACGGUGUAUGACAUUGAUUGGUUAUCGGUCUGGUCAACGACCUACCAUCACAAUUUCGGGCAUGUCUAUAUACCGAAAGAUCUCGAUGUACCUCCGGCGCUAGGUCAAACCAAAAUUUCGCCUCCGUGGUGGUAUAAUCCAACUACUACGACACAUCGACCGCCAAACACAAAUUGCAGAGAACUGUUGAAUGGAAGAUUGCAAAUCAAGUGGGAUGUUCAAGGUGACAAUAUUCAAAUCGAAUUGAUCGGACGAAUAAAGGGUGACCAGUACAUGGCAUUCGGCAUAUCCGGUACAAACGGAAGGCCUCAAAUGGUCGGUGCUGACAUUAUUGUUGCUUACUAUGACGCCGAAGCAAGAGUCUUUCGAGCUGAUGAUUACUACAUGUCGCAAAUAUCAGAAUGUGACGGGAAGCAAGGCGUUUGUCCAGAUGAAAGAGUGGGAGGUCGGAACGAUGUGCAAGUCUUGACUGGUUACCAAAAGAACGGCGUCACAAGCAUAAAAUUCCGUCGUCCACUUCAAACUAACGAGCCCGUCAACGAUCGGGCUUUUCCUAUUGAUCGUGAGGUGUCAGUGAUUGCUGCUAUUGGACCGUUAAAUACUCGCCGGGAAGCUAACGCUCACUCUCACACAAGUGUCGAUGUGAACACCGAAGAUAUUCAAAUCGAUUUUGCAACACGGAACGACCAAUCUUGUGCAACGUCUCUGUUCGACGUCAAAGAAGAGAAAGACAGUAAGCCAUUGUGGCCGACACGGGAAUUAUUCGGCGAAACAAUGAUCACUGCUCGUAUUGGUCCGAUGGGUGGAUCAAGAGGCUUUGCAGCGCAUGCCGACUAUCCGUCGCUCGGUAUGGCCUGGUACUUGAAUGAUAUGCUCGUGCCAGUCUUGUUUGUCGAACGAGGCCAAACGUAUGUGUUUAGUGUCGAAGGUGGCGAUAAGCCAUCUCAGUUGGACAAGUUUCAUCCAUUCUACAUAACGGAUUCGCCUGAAGGAGGAUUCGGAUUGAAAUCGGAAUCGGAACAGCGAAGGGAGAAAAUAUAUGCUGGCGUUGAGUAUCAUAGUGACGGAUAUGUAGAUCCGACCGCAGCCGGAAGACUAUGCGAAUGGCGACCAAAAACGAAGGACAGAUCCUCAGAGAUGAAUUCAUUCGACGAGUAUUUUAAGACAUUAGAUCUUCAUUGUGAACCUGGUGAGCCAGCGUUUUUAAAUUGGACAGUAGCUAUGGACACACCAGAUCUGCUAUAUUAUCAAUGCUUCAUGCAAAGAAAUUUAGGCUGGAAAAUCAACGUUGUUAAUCCAGGUCAAACCUCUCAACGAAAUCAUUCAAAUUCGUCGAAUCAAAUUCAAUCCUACGGAAGCAAUUUAAUAUUUUCGAUAAUUGUGACAAUAACCAUCUCUCGAGCGAUAUUUCGACAUUUAAAUGCCUGAUAGUUACAGCAACGUUUUCGCUGUUCUUAAUAUAUUCGAAUUGAAAAUAUGAAAAUUUUACUUUCACCAAUUCUAAUAUAUUAAAAACAGUUAUUAGCAACGACCACAAAUAAAAAAAAAACUAAUAAAAUAUCAUCAACCAGGCUCGAUAUCGCAUCAAAACAUAUCUCUGUGAAAAUGUGAAUUUGUGUGAAUGUGCGCAUGACAAUAAAUAAAUGUGUUGAUGGGGAUGGUUCAAAAUGAUUUUUUUUUUGUUGCCCUCUUCGUAGGAUAGGAACUUUAAAAUUCAGCUACAGCUUAUGUAACUCACAUUGCACUCGAAUGUUGAGAUGACUUGAUAUCCUAUAUGACUGCUGGUUAUUUUUAAUAAUUUUAUUCUCGUCAUGUGGGUCAGCUGUAAAAAUUAAUACGAGAAAAUGGGGCAGAUUUCGUUGAAAAGCGAUUUAAUUUAACAUUCUACGAUCUACCAUUUUGUAUUUUCCUAAAUUAGUUUGCUUUAACGUUGGUUCUAGAACCAUACCUGCGGAAUUUUAAAUUAUUUUCUGUUAAUUUAGGGACUUAUCCAAAGAAUUUCCUACGGAUUUACCAACUAAAUUUUAGUACAGUCAUAGGCAGUAAAAUUUCAGCAUGAAUUUGCUUCAACUGUUUUUCAGCUGAUUUACGCAUACAAUCAAAACUGUUUAUACGGUUGAAGCUGCUUCACGCACGUGCGUGGUGUUAAAGCCUUGUAAAUAUGUGCAAACAGUUUUGAUUGUUGGUACUGAUCAACUGAAAAACAGCUGAAGCAAAUUCAUGCUUCCAUUUCACUGUCUCUAACUGUAGAUAGAGGAUUUAAAUCAACGAUCCACCCCAUAAAUAAAUGCUAAUACCUAAAUGAAACCCAAAAAGGGGAGUUGCAACAAAAAAAAAAUAGUUUAAUGCCAUCAAUGGAAGUAUAGCAUUACAUUAUAGUGUACGCAUUCAGUAAAAUUAUUAUCAGAUCAAAAUUGAUGGCUCACUAGCAGUCAAAAAUUUCAGCAAAAUCGAAAACAUUCUUCGACAAUGUCGAAUCGCCAUUCAAUAUAAUCAAAAAUCUAAUUGCAAUCGACCGAAACAACACCAGUUUGGAUAUUUGUUUGCAAUUUGAACAGUCCAGGGACUACAGCUUGCCGGUAUCCUGUAGUUCUGAAUAGAGAUGUGCGGGCCGCCCGAAAUUCACCUACCCGACCCGGCCCAGCCCGACCCGAACGGGCUUGGGUCCGGGUUUCAAAAAUUAGUCGGGCUCGGGCGGGCUCGGAUUUCAAAAACAAAGAUUCGGGCUGGCCCGACUUUGUUCGUCUUUAAGAAAAAUGUGAAAAAUU